This is a messenger RNA of Rubroshorea leprosula, 1705 nucleotides long. Lineage: Eukaryota; Viridiplantae; Streptophyta; Magnoliopsida; Malvales; Dipterocarpaceae. The record is from the annotation of a GenBank genome assembly.
UAUGCCUUGGCCCCUCCGCCACCGUCUCCUCCGUCAUCUCAUUUCUACAUCUCUGCUCGGAAAUUCAGAGGUUAUAUAUCGGCUAAAUUGGAAACAUAUGCAUAGAUUGUUGGUUUAUACUGAAUGGAAAAGAAGCAGCAUAUUGCCAUUUUUACUACAGCAAGUCUUCCAUGGAUGACCGGAACUGCUGUCAACCCUUUGUUUCGUGCUGCUUAUCUUGCAAAAGAUGGGGAGAGAAAGGUCAAGUUGGUCAUACCUUGGUUAUCUCUGAAAGAUCAAAGAUUACUAUAUCCUAACAACACUACAUUCAGUUCACCUUCAGAGCACGAGGAAUAUAUUCGUAAAUGGCUUGAAGAGAGGAUUUCAUUUACAUCUGGUUUUGACAUACACUUUUAUCCUGGAAAGUUUGCCAAUGAUAAGGGAAGCAUUCUUCCUGCUGGAGACAUCUCUGAUAUCAUCCCUGAUGAAGAGGCGGAUGUGGCUGUCCUUGAGGAGCCUGAGCACCUUACAUGGUAUCACCAUGGGAAGAGAUGGAAAUCUAAAUUCCGCCUUGUUGUCGGAGUUAUACACACUAAUUACUUGGAAUAUGUGAAGAGAGAGAAAAAUGGAUGGUUUCAGGCAUUUUUUCUCAAAUAUGUAAAUACUUGGGUUGUUAGUAUCUACUGUCAUAAGGUAAUUAGGCUAUCUGCUGCAACACAGGAUUACCCGGGAUCCAUCGUCCGCAAUGUUCAUGGUGUUAAUCCUAAAUUUCUUGAUACUGGGAAGAAAAAGUAUGAGCAGCUACAAAGUGGUAAUCAGCUCUUUGCAAAAGGUGCUUACUACAUUGGGAAGAUGGUGUGGAGCAAAGGUUACAAGGAGUUACUAAAACUUUUGCAGGAUCACCGAAAGGAACUAGCUGGUCUUGAAGUUGAUUUGUAUGGAAGUGGACAGGAUUCAGAUGAGGUUAAGGAAGCUGCAAAAAAAUUGGAAGUAAUGGUUAGAGUCCAUCCAGGUUGUGAUCAUGCUGACCCUUUAUUCCAUGAUUAUAAUGUGUUCUUGAAUCCAAGCACCACAGAUGUUGUUUGCACAGCCACAGCUGAAGCAUUGGCUAUGGGCAAAAUUGUUGUAUGUGCCAAUCACCCCUCAAAUGAAUUCUUCAAGCAAUUCCCAAAUUGUCGAACAUACAAUAACGGCAAAGGUUUUGUUGAAGCCACACGUAAGGCUCUUGCCGAAACGCCAGCACCAUUGACUGAUGCACAGAGACAUGAGCUAUCUUGGGAGGCUGCCACAGAGCGGUUUCUUAGGGCUGCUGAGCUGGACCAGGCUUUGGAGAGAAAAAUAGAGAAUAUACCAUCAAAGAACUUUGCAUCUGCAUCCAAAAACCUGCAGAAGAAUAUAGAGGAUGCUUCUGCAUCCUUGCAUUAUGUAGUUUCUGGAUUUGAAACUACCAGAAGAGCAUUUGGUGCAAUUCCAGGGACCUUGCAACCUGAUGAAGAGCAAUGUAGAGAGCUAGGGUGGGCAGCCCCUGUUGGGAUAGGAAGCUCAAGACGUAGCCCCAUGAAGGCUAGGGGUUGAAAUAUUCUUCCAUGUACAUUCGGGAUCUAGUAGGAAGAAGGAUAUGAUGCCUGGUAUUUACGCAUUGCCAAAGGCAGCUUAGGGAUGGCAAGAUUUCACGAUUGUAAUUUCUGUAUGAAACUAUACAUAUCAAUUAAGUGCAAAGCAUAAG